This is a messenger RNA of Nerophis lumbriciformis (worm pipefish), 1752 nucleotides long. Lineage: Eukaryota; Metazoa; Chordata; Actinopteri; Syngnathiformes; Syngnathidae. The record is from RefSeq and is a predicted model, not a curated record.
AUGAGUUCAAGUGACAAGCUGAACCUCACGCUGUUCAUCUUGCUGGUGCUGUGCAUCAGUGGGGGCUCAGCCAUUAGCUCCAUUGACCCAGAAUGGCCGGGAGAAGGGAAGUGUCAACAAAUCAGCAUCCCUCUGUGUAAGGACAUUGGCUACAACAUGACUCGCAUGCCAAAUCUCAUGGGCCACGACAACCAAAUAGAAGCAGCAAUGAAGCUGCAAGAAUUCGCAACGCUGAUCCAGUUUGGAUGCCACAGUCAUCUCAGAUUUUUUCUUUGUUCGCUUUACGCCCCCAUGUGCACAGAGCAGGUGUCCAACCCCAUCCCUGCUUGCAGAGUUAUGUGUGAACAGGUCAAAGUGAAGUGCUCCCCUAUUUUGGAACAGUUUAAAUUUCCCUGGCCGGACUCGCUGGACUGCUCACGGCUCCCCACUAAAAAUGACCCCAACUACCUCUGCAUGGAGGCACCCAACAACGGCUCUGACGAGCCCCCCAAAGUCUCACACACUCAGCCGCCAGAUUUCAGACUGCACCGUCCCAUAAAUGGACCGGACCUGCACCUGAAGGACACCGACAACAGAAAGGCGUGCAGCAAAUCUGGCAAGUUUCACUACGUUGAAAAAAGCGAGUCAUGUGCCCCAAAAUGUUACCCCAAAGUGGAUGUAUACUGGAGUCAAGGAGAUAAGCAGUUCUCCUUGGUAUGGAUCGCCGUCUGGUCCAUCCUGUGCUUUGUCUCCAGUGCUUUCACCGUGCUGACGUUCCUCAUAGACCCCCAGCGCUUCAAAUACCCAGAGAGGCCCAUUAUCUUCCUCUCCAUGUCCUACUGUGUUUACUCUGUUGGCUACCUCGUCCGACUUUUCGUGGGCGCUGACAGAAUCGCUUGUGACAGAGACAACGGGGUCCAGUAUGUCAUCCAAGAGGGUCUGGAGAGCACCGGCUGCACUAUUGUGUUCCUCAUCCUAUAUUAUUUUGGCAUGGCAAGUUCCCUUUGGUGGGUUAUCUUGACCUUGACAUGGUUUCUGGCCGCUGGAAAGAAGUGGGGUCACGAGGCCAUUGAAGCCAACAGCAGCUAUUUCCACUUAGCGGCGUGGGCCAUCCCAGCUGUGAAGACCAUCAUGAUCCUGGUGAUGAGGAAGGUGGCGGGAGAUGAGCUGACAGGUGUUUGCUACGUGAGCAGCAUGGACGUCAAAGCUCUCACGGGCUUCGUGCUCAUUCCUCUCUCCUGCUACCUUAUCACCGGUACUUCCUUUCUCCUGUCUGGCUUUGUGGCACUCUUCAACAUCAGGAAGAUCAUGAAAACAGAAGGAGAGAAUACAGACAAGCUGGAGAAGCUGAUGGUUCGCAUCGGGGUCUUUUCAGUGCUUUACACAGUACCGGCCACGUGCGUCAUCGCCUGCUACUUCUACGAGCGACUCAACAUGGACUACUGGCGUAUUCUAGCUACGGACAAAAAAUGUAAGGAGAACAGUGGGCAAGAGUCUGAGUGCCUUUUGAAGACGUCCAUCCCUGCCGUUGAGGUCUUCAUGGUUAAGAUCUUCAUGCUGCUAGUGGUUGGCAUCACCAGCGGCAUGUGGAUCUGGACCUCUAAGACCCUACAGUCGUGGCAGAAUGUGUUCAGCAGGAAACUAAAAAAGCGGACGAGAAGGAAGGCAAGCAGCGUAUUUACCAGCAGUCGGCCUUACAUGAAACCUCACCCAUCUCUCAAAGGGCACACCACUAAGUAUGAACCCACACGGCCCCCUCCCACAUGCGUAUGA